Messenger RNA from Sebastes umbrosus (honeycomb rockfish), 5616 nucleotides. Its product is annotated as protein NO VEIN. The transcript has 30 exons. Bases 616 to 5280 code for a protein of 1554 amino acids. The record is from RefSeq and is a predicted model, not a curated record. Lineage: Eukaryota; Metazoa; Chordata; Actinopteri; Perciformes; Sebastidae.
AGGGAGAAGAUGAAGAGGAGCUGUACGAGUUGGCCUCGCUGGCUAACGGAGAGACAUCAGACGUCAGCAGUGAAGCUGAAGGAGGCCGGGACGAGGAACAGUCAGAGAUGUCUGAUGAAAAGGAUGCUGCCAGCUGCCAAUCAGCGACCACAUUAGAUCUCCAAAGAGCCGUAAUUGAGGACAUCAGGAAGAGUGAGUUUGGUAUCGGUGUGGAAUUGACCGCCGAAGGCCAGAGGUUGAUGCAGGUCCAGCAGGACAGGCUGGGCCGCAGCUUAGACCGCCUCUCCACUGAACUCUACAGCAAAGACACACACUUUGUCCUGGAACUCCAUUCAGAACGCUGAUGACAACAGUUACCCAUCAGAGGUCGGUGUUGUUCCAGCGCUGGCCUUUGUGGUGGAGAGGGACAGCAUCACCAUUCUCAACAAUGAGACUGGCUUCCAGGAGAGGAACAUCAGGGCCAUCUGUGAUGUGGGUCGCAGCACCAAGGGCAAACACAAAUAUGGAUACAUAGGUCAGAAGGGCAUCGGCUUCAAAUCGGUGUUUAAAGUCACAGACUGUCCUGAGAUUCACUCCAAUGGCUUCCACCUGCGCUUUGACAAGACCUGCGGCCCCAUGGGAUACAUCCUCCCCCACUGGACUGAAGAUGAGAGGCUUCUAGACACACAGCUGAAGGACAUGAAGCAGCACAGCUGGACCACCAAGAUCUGCCUUCCUCUGCGCUCCGAGAGCCAUCAGACCAGGAACCUGUUUCAUGACGUGCAUCCCUCCCUGCUGCUCUUCCUGCACCGGCUGCGCUCUAUCUCCAUCUACAAUCAGAGUGAGAAGCGUCUGGUGACAAUGACUCGAAAAGACCUGAGUCACAAUGUGUUAGAGGUGGAGCACACAGAGGGCACUGAGCGCUGGCUAGUGGUCAAAACUACGGUGCAGCCCAAGAAGAUCAAAGAGGAUGUUGAGUCCACUGAGCUUGCCCUGGCUUUCCAGCUUGACAGCAACAUCACAGAAAGUGACAUCGUAUGCCAGCCGCAGAAACAACCCGUGUUUGCUUACCUGCCCCUUCGCAGUUUUGGCUUCCGUUUCAUCAUCCAAGGUGACUUUGACAUCCCUUCCUCACGUGAAGAUGUCGACAGGGACAGCUCAUGGAACCAGUGGCUUCGUUCGGAGAUACCACAGCUCUUCCUCCAGGCCAUGGAUGUCUUCACUGAUCACCCAGAGUUCAAGGGGCUGCAAGGUCUCAGCCAGUUCCUGCGGUUCAUCCCGCUGCCUGACGAGGUGUUGGACUUCUUCAAGCCUGUUGCUGGGCAGAUUAUUCAGAUGCUCAAGGGCAAGGCGUUCCUGCCUACACUCAGCUCAGAUGAUAAGGUUGUGUACAAGCUGCCGUCCCAAGUGGCCGUCUGUCAGGAUGCUGUGAUCCGAGACGUGAUCGGCGGAGACGAGCUAGAAAGGCACCUGUCUCUGUCCUAUCUCCAUCCGGGUUUGAGCCCCGCCCCGCCCUCCUCCCUGCUCACUCACCUGGGAGUUCGAUACCUGAGGGGAUCCGAUGUUACCACGGUAACCACAGCCAUGGCCAAGGAGCUGAUGGAUGGAGGGCAGAAGAAGGAGAGGGGGAAAUUUGAUGAUGGCAGCCUGCGUCAGCUGGCCAAGCUGCUGGUCUGUAACUUCAGAGCUCUGGAGCAUGGCUACGGAGAGGAGGACUCCAUCUUGCAAACCCUCAGGGAUCUACCCAUAAUCCCCCUGGCUGACGGACGAGUAGUGGCACUGAACGGGGAAGGGGUGUUCUUUCCCAUGGAGGAAACCAAGACCAAGAAAAAGAAAGCUCAGGCUCAGACAGGCCCUCUGUCUGCUCUGUACGAGGAUGUAAAUGUAGUUCACCCCUCUCUGCUGAGCUGUGUGGAGCCUCUGGAAAGUCAGCAGGUUCGGGAGCUGCUGAGAAGACUCGGAGUUCACGAACUGGAGCCUCAGGAGCUGUUGGAGCAGCACAUCUACCCUUCAUUACAGAACAACAGAUGGAAGUUGAAGCCCGAGGCGGUGGUGGUGAGUUACUUGGUUUUCAUCAAGUGCCAUUCCUCCUCCAGCCAGGAGUACUCAGACACUGCAGUACCUGUCCUCACCAGCAGGGGUCUGCUGUGCCCGGCCAAUGACAGAGUGCACUUCUCUGAGGAGUAUGGCAACAUAGACCUGCCAAAGAAACUGCCCGGCUGUGAUUGGGUGUUGCUGAGUCCCUGCUAUGUGCAGACAGACGGCGAUGUAGCAGGAUGGAGAGAGCUGUUCAGCAGUCUGGGAGUCAGAGACGGUCUCAUCGUCCGCAAAGAGAGACAAACACUCACUGCUAAAGAACUGGCCUCCAGUGUCUGGUCAGUGGAAAGUACAAAGUGGCACCAAAAUCCACAAGGGGAGGGAUUUGUGCUCGAUGACUACCCCUGCGAGGAGUUUCAUGCCCUGGCCACAGCCCAGCUGCCCGGCCACCUCCUCUUACAGCAGAGAACGGCCUUGCUGGAGCUUCUGGCGACAAACUGGGAUACAGGACACCGCUACUCUCAGUAUCUCACAGCUCAGGUGAUCGACAGCGACGGACACCCGAUCAAAAGUACCAAGUCCUCCUUCGACCACCUCUUGCGUAACCUUGAAUGGGUGCCAGCCUAUCGCCCACUGGAAGGAGAACAGCAAGAGAGAAAGUACCUCUGUCCAAACUCCGUCUACCUGCCCUCACCUGAGGUCAAGAGCCUGCUGGGGACUCACGUCUGUUACGUGGACAUAGACUCCAGCGAGUUUAGCAGAGCUCUAGGAAUGAGACAAAGUAUCUCAGUGGAUGUUCUGAUAAACUACCUGAAGGAGUGGUGCGUCAAAACAGAGGCAGAUGACCAGGAGCAGAGACUACCCGAUGACGAGUUAGAGGGGGCCAAUUUCACUUCCACAGUGGAGCACAUCCACAACGUCUACACCUAUCUGCAUAAUAACUGUCCCCAGAGCAGCCUGAAGGAGUUGUUCCAGCAUACCCCUGCUGUGUUCAUAGAGUACAACAGGCGAAGUGUUGAGUGGUGUUCGGGACGUUUCUACCACCUGAAGGAGGUGUGCUGGAGUGACCCAACGGCGAUGUUUCAGCGCUACAAACAGCUGACUCACGCACCAGACAGCCCCGUCCAGCCACCCAAAGUCCUGGCUCCCUUCUACUCCCCUCUGGAUGGGAUGAAACCCUUCUUCACCAAACUGCUGAAUGUGGAUCUCAGUCCCAAUAUGAAUCAGUACGUUGGCUUGUUGGAACUUAUCUGUUCAUCGUCUCCCAUACCAACUGCUGAAGUGCUACAGGAUGUGUCGGUGCUCUACGCCAGACUUGCUCAAAAGUGUCAAACUCAAGUAUCAGGUGACCAAGAAAACAUCCCUCAGUCCCAACUCGAUCGCAACUACUGCUCCACCUUGAAAGGUAUGGUGUCUGAUAUGAGGGUCUUCCCCACCAAGGAUAACAGCUGGGUGAGUCUGGCACACAAACCCAUGAUCGCUGACAACAAAGAGGUGGAAAAGAUCUUUAAACCUCACAAGCAGAUCUGUUUGCUCAACCUGCCGCCAGCAGAGAAGAAGACUGCUCCCAAGAGCAAGACCGGGAACUUUGGUCGGACGGUGGCGGGAGAACGAGCUAACGCCGUACUUGCCUUCAACGAGACGGACCGCUCUUUGUUUCUGGAGAUCUGCGGGAUCCGUCAGCUGUCUCAGUGUGUCAAGACUGACCCUCAGACUGAGAACUGGAGACCCUGUCCGUCCAUGCAAGCCAUGGUGCACGCUGUGAUACCUUACAUCCAGAGGUUCCUGUACCACCACGACGAGCUGGCUGAAGUCUAUGCAGAGCUGAUCGACAACAACAUUGGAGAGAAAAUCAAGCGACUUCACUACGGACAGGUGGGGAAGCUGUACAUUCGCUACCUGCUGGAUGUUGCUGACAGUGAGGAUGUACUGGUGGAGCUGCAGGAUGUUAUCUGUCUGCUGGUGGACGAGAAGGAGCUCUACAUCCAGAAAGAUCACCUCUCGGCCAAGCUGGACAUCUGCAGGGAGCUGGUGAAACUGUUCUGCACAGAGAGCAGCCACAGAAAAGAGCUGAUGCAUUUCCUGAGUGGCCUGAUAACCUCUCUCGAUGACCAAGGAGCUCUGAAGAGAUUCUUAGGCAAGGAGGACAUCAGAGAGCUGCCCAGUGAGGAGGAGCUGUGGGAAGUCCCGGAGCCUCCCAAACCAGACAUUAACCUGGAGAGAGCACUGUCAAGGAGUUACUCCUCCAUCAGCUCCCCAGAGGAAACCUCUCGCCCUGCACAAGAGGAUGGGGAGCAGACGCUGGUCUGCUGGCCUCCCCGAGCAUCUAUACUGAAUACGGGAGCCAGUCGCUCAGGUCAGGGGGAUAACAGCGUGGUAGAGGCCGUCAUGAAGAUGUGGCCACCUCCGGCUGCGCCUAAAGACAGAGACCCAGAGAAGGACGCCGCCCCCAGAGGAAGCAGCCAUAUCAUCCCCAAGAGUGUCAGCAGCAGCAGCAGCAGCAUCUACGAGGGAGAGCAGCCCCUCAGGAGCAGCUGGAGACCUACAGAGCAGACCGACCCUGCUGCUGUGACAACCAACACACCACGACCUCCAGAGCGCAGUCAUCAGAGUGAGGCCACCAAGUCUGACAGAGAUGAGAGUCCUCCAUCUGCACCGCCUGCUGAGACAGCCAGCGACCAAGCCGCUCCAAACAGCCUCGCCGUCCCCGAUGCCGUGGUAGUGUCCACUGUGUUUCAGGGGGCUGCAGAGACUCAGCGUCCUCCUCUGAACCUGGACUUCCCACUCUGGAACAAGCCUCCUCAGGCCACGCUGGAGGACAUGGAGCUCACCUGCCAGAGACCCACCACCGUGGUGUUAUCUGACGGCCCGAUGGACGUGGCGGCGAUCGGCGAGUGGGGGGAGCAGCUGGUCAACUCCUUCCUCUGCCACUGGAGGGACAGCAGCGACCCCGGGCGACCCUCACACGUCCUGUGGUGCAACCAGAGCGGAGAGAGCGGCACGCCCUACGACUUCAAGCUGACCUACGGACCCGCGGGAGAGCCGGGGGUGGUGUACGUGGAAGUGAAGUCGACUAUAAAGAAAGAGAAGUCGUUCAUCCACCUCUCCGCCAACGAGCUGGACUUUGCACUGAAGGAGAAGCAGCGCUAUCACAUAUUCCGGGUGUACAGCGCGGGAGACGCCCAUAACGCCCGCCUGUGUCGCAUUCGGAACCUGGCGCAGCAUCUCCACACCAAAGAACUGUCACUUUAUCUGUUCGUAUAAGUCCUUUAGAAGUUUGUGGAGAUAUUUGCACUAUACCAACUCACACCACAACGACAGGCCCACAUGUGUGUUCUAACAGUGUCUCACAUGGCUUUUUAAGUUGGUCUUAACUGCACUGAUUUUAAUCGUUUUAUGUUAUUUUGCCUGUUAAAACAUUCCUUUUUCAUUUGUCUGUUAAAAAUCUUUUUAUUGCCAACAUAGCUGUGUGUUUUCUAGUAUGGGUACAAUUUUAAAGUGAUCAGUGGACAUACUGAAUGUUUUAACCUUUUUUAAUUCCCCCUACCUCACCUAUACUCUGGCGUCCCUUUGGAAUAAAUCUUUUUUCUGUCAGCUGAA